GGUUGAUCAUUAACUAUUUUCAAAUCAAUCCACGAUGAUAAAAUCUUUAACAUUUCUAUGAAAAAAAAUCAAUUGGACACUUGCCUUGCCACAAUAAUUCUUCCCUCCCUCUUCUCCAUCUAUUGCCACCGUGAAAGCAACUAAUUUUGAGAUUUGUAAAAUGAAACAAAUCUUUGAGUUUCUUCAAAAUCAGAGAGAACAAUCGUCUAGCAAUCGAGCUGUGUUCCUCUUCUCUGAUAUGGGUUCCGUUUUGAAGUUCAUAGUGUUUUUGCUUCUAUUAGCUUCUGCUUCUUCCUCUUUCAAUUCUAGCGAAGAGGGUUUCAUUUCGAUGGUUGUAUCUCAAAAGGGUCUUAACUUCAUCAAGGAUUUCUUGAUAGAGAAGGCCGUUUCCAACAUCAUUCCGCUUCAUUUGCCCGAUAUGGAGAAGACUGUCAAUAUAGUUCUUAUUGGCAAAGUUCAUUUAGUUCUUUCUGAGAUAAUCAUUGGCAGCUUCGAGGUCGAAUCCUCAGAUAUUCGGAUAGGCGAGACGGGUGUCAAUAUAAUUGUUACAAAAGCCACUGCUAAUAUGAGUAUGAAAUGGCGAUAUACAUACAACACUUGGUUGUUUGAAAUUUCUGAUGAAGGAGACGCCUCUGUACAGGUUGAUGGUAUGAAUAUAGGCCUAACUGUAAGCUUAAAUCAACAAAAUGGAACUCUUGAGCUGACUCUUUUAGAAUGCGGAUGCAAUGUCGAAGCAAUCUCCAUACAUUUGCACGGUGGAGCGUCUUGGCUUUACCAAGGGGUGGUCGAUGCUUUUGAAGGGAAAAUAGAGUCAACAGUUGAAGAUAACAUUUCCAAAAAACUAAAAGAAGGGGUAGUAAAGCUUGACUCGUCAUUGCAGUCAUUUCCACAAGAAAUUCCUAUAGCUGAUAUUGCUGCACUUAAUGUCACUUUUGUGGGGAGCCCAGUUUUAUCCUCUUCUUCCAUUGAAUUUAAAAUCAAUGGUUUAUUCAGCCCCUCUUACAAGAAAUUAGUUCCUAGCUACAACCAAGGAGAAACUGAAGAUUCCAGCUAUGGAAAAUCUCAACACGAAAAUGUUCUGAACUCUGCUUCACAAGUUCCCUUUAAAUAUCUCCAUAAUGAAACCCAAGGCUCUGUCUACUGCAAAGAUUCUGCUAAGAUGAUUGAGAUCUCUCUACAUGAACGUGUCCUCAACUCUGCUUCACAAGUUAUUUUUGAAAAAUAUAUGCACUGGAUUGUGGAUCAUAUUCCUGAUCAGCACCUUUUGAACACUGCGGCCUGGAAGUGGGUUAUUCCUCGACUCUACCAGCAGUAUCCAGAUGAUGAUAUUGUCCUAAAUAUUUCUGCCUCCUCUCCACCAAUCUUGAGACUGCGAGACAAAGAUAUCGCUGCCACCAUUCACGUUGACAUGAUAAUCAAUGUCCAAGACACCAGUGAAAUUAUUCCAGUUGCUUGUAUCUCACUGGAAAUUACUGCCUCUUUUUCUCCAAAAAUCUUGGAAAAGAAUUUGGUUGGUCAUGUUACCAUGGAAGACUUUACAUUGGCUUUGAAAUGGAGCAAGAUUGGCCAUAUCCGACUUUAUCUAAUUCAGAAGACACUGGCAAGUUUGAUCAAAACAGUUUUGGUGCCAUUUGUCGACUUGUAUCUCUUAAAUGGAAUUGCAUUGCCAAGUUUUCAUGGAUUAGCCCUUGAGGACGCUGAAAUGGUUUUCAAUUCUUCAAAGAUCAUCAUGUGUAGUGAUGUUGCCUUAAGUCAGGGAUUCAGUCACCAUCUUGUUUACUCAAGUUAAAAACAACAUUGCUUUGUGACAGGUUAGAACUUGUAAAUUAUCUCAUUCAUGUGAAUAGUAGAACCAAAAGGAGAUGAAAGAGGAAGCCUAUUUGUUUGUAAUCUCAAAAUAAGCUCAUGUACAUAUAAAAAAAAAAGAAAAAAAAAAACCCAGCCCCACUGAUCAUAUGCAACUAGGUUGAAGAAGCCUGUUCUCGUUCUCAGAGCGCUCAUCGGCUGAGAUCGACAAACUCAAUUGUAAGUGUUGAAGUUAGAUUAAAGUAUGCAAUUUAGGAUGUUGGCAAUGUCAUAGAAGUUAUGAAAUUUGAUAGUAUGACAAUUUGAAAUUAUGUUGGAUUGCUUUUGGAUGUUCUUAUAAUAAACUUUGAGGAGUUUUGACGUUUUA
Molecule: messenger RNA, 2173 nt
Organism: Cucumis melo (muskmelon)
Lineage: Eukaryota; Viridiplantae; Streptophyta; Magnoliopsida; Cucurbitales; Cucurbitaceae
Product: putative BPI/LBP family protein At1g04970
Exons: 8
Coding region: 161-1789 (542 amino acids)
Molecular function (GO): lipid binding
Source: RefSeq, a predicted model, not a curated record